This is a messenger RNA of Didymosphaeria variabile, 1419 nucleotides long. RefSeq lists its product as uncharacterized. The coding region runs from base 1 to 1419 and encodes 472 amino acids. The record is from RefSeq and is a predicted model, not a curated record. The transcript has 4 exons. NCBI's taxonomy places the organism in Eukaryota, Fungi, Ascomycota, Dothideomycetes, Pleosporales, Didymosphaeriaceae.
AUGGGCGCUGACGUCGUUGCGAACCCGCCGCCUGCUGCGUCUGGAGCGUCGAAGUCGAGCCGCAAGAAGCGUGCGAAGGCCGAAGCAACAGCAACCCCGACUCUGUCCACCACCGAGAAGACGACUUCUGAGCUUGGAGCCAACAGCUCUGACGCGGCAGGCAAAGCCAAUGGCGGGGAUGAGAAUGCCUAUGUCAAGGAGCUUCAGAAGAAUGUUCGCAACGUCAAUAAGAAGCUGAAUGCUAUGAGCAAGGUCAUUGAAGUCGUUGCCGCGAACCCCGACGUUCCGCUUGACGAGCUUGUCUCCACGCGCAAGAUCAACGCCGACCAGAAAGCCCAGUAUCAGAAAAAACCGGCCCUCGAAAGCCAGCUGGCACAGUUCGAGGAGCAACUCGCUACAUACAAAAAGUUUGAGCAGGAGCUCCAAACUAAGGCAGCCCAGGAGAAGGAGAUACUGCAGAAGGGGCACUCGGACGAGCUCGAGAAGCUGAGGGACACUCUGAAGGAGGAAGCUGCGCUGGAGGUCAAGAAGACCUUCCGAGAUCAGUUCUUGACCCUGUCCCGCUUCCUUCGUGCUGCGGCUGCUCGACGCCAGCUUCCUGAAGAUGACAGCAACGAACUCACCAAGGCUUUUGAGGGUGCACUUCUUCAAGUCUAUGGCGGUGAUCCUUCCGCGGUGGUCGCUGCGGAGAAGCUGAUUGAGGGGUCACACGACAGCGUGCCCUCAACAGAUGGCGAGCUCCUCAGCAUCACCUACGCCCAGGUCAAGCAGGCCGCUCUCGACGAAGCUCCUUUCGCCGCUGAGGAGGCAUGGGCAGACGAUGUCGCACAAUCUCAGCCAACGGCUCCUGAGACCGACUCAACAACGGUCAUGUCCACAGAUCCAACUGUCGCGAAUGCAGGAUUGACCGAAAUUGAGUCAACAACGGGUGCAGUCAAUGGCGGGUCAGAGGUGGGUGCACCGAGCGCCCCUGCUGCCUCAAGCGUAGAUGCUGGCGCAGCGAACCAGGCGGGAGGAGACUGGGACAAGCCAGGCCCUGGCUCGGACGACCCUCUCGCGGAGUCAUUCGAGAUCAUUCCUCGCGAUCCUGCUGAGACCGAGACGCCGGCUGCGCCUGCCGCCGUCAAUCUGACUCAGAGCUGGGCCGAUGAUACCCCUGAGACGGCUCCCGCAGCUCCCGCAGCUCCCGCAGCCGCGAACGAUGGAUUCCACGAGGUGCAUCACAACCGUGGACGUGGACGCGGCGGACACCAAGGCGAGGGCCGCGGUGGUUUUGGUGGAAGGGGAAGGGGCGGCCCGCGUGGUGACUUCCGCGGACGGGGACGUGGACGCGGUCGCGGUGACGGCUUUCGCGGCGGUCCUCGAGGAGGUGGAGGCUUCCGCGGAAAUCGGGGCGAUGCGCCGCAGCAGCAAGGUUAG